Molecule: messenger RNA, 1745 nt
Organism: Vicia villosa (hairy vetch)
Lineage: Eukaryota; Viridiplantae; Streptophyta; Magnoliopsida; Fabales; Fabaceae
Product: putative B3 domain-containing protein At5g58280
Exons: 8
Coding region: 140-1534 (464 amino acids)
Molecular function (GO): DNA binding
Source: RefSeq, a predicted model, not a curated record
CCUAAAUUGCAACUCCCAGUUUUCCCUCUUCUUUCAAAUCGACACGGAUUCUUGUCUCUAUACUCCACUAACACCUGCUCCCAAUCGACACCAUCGCUACUUCACCGCUUUCUCUUCCUCUUCCUUUUUAUAGCUAAUAAUGGCAAAGGGUAGCUCCAGUAACAACUAUGAAGAGGCUAGAAAACUAAGAUUGGAACAAAACAAUAAGAAAUUUCAGGAUUUAGGGAUUUCAAUGAUUUCAAAACAAUUGACUCAAAUCGCAAGUUUUUCCAACAAGUCACCGAAACGCUGUCUCAAACAGAAAUCAAAGACUAACGAUGUAUCGGAACAAAGGCGCUCUUCUCGUGCUAGAAACAAAGUUACUUCAUACACUGAAGAGUUUAGCACAGAUUUUCCACAUAAGAGUUCACGUCCACGGAAGAGGUCAAGGUCAAGUCCAUCGUCAUGGGGAAGUUACAUUGCGAGGCCACUAGAUGAAAUCAAAGAAGCUACAAAACAAGAAAGAGAUCGUGCUUAUAAGGCUGCAGAGAAACUCGAAAGCAAUUUGCAGUCUCCAAAUCCAUCAUUUGUCAAGUCAAUGGUCCGGUCUCAUGUUUAUAGCUGCUUUUGGUUGGGUCUUCCUAGUAGAUUUUGUCUGGACCAUCUUCCAAAAGAGGGGUGUAACAUGAUAUUAGAGGAUGAAGAGGGCUCAGAGUAUGCUGCUGUUUACAUUGGCCAUAGAAGUGGGCUAAGUGGUGGCUGGAGAGCAUUUGCGUUGGAACAUAAAUUGGAUGAUGGUGAUGCACUUGUUUUUGAAUUGGUUAAGGCAGACAGAUUUAAGAUUUAUAUUGUUAGAGCAUUUCCAAAUAUUGGUGAAAAAGAGGAAGAAGAAAACGAUACUUUGGUGGAAGAAGAAACUACGCACACAAUCAAAGCAACAAAAAAAUCUAAGGCUGCAAGUAACCUUGAAUCAGCAUCAAAGAAGACUAAAAAGCGAAAACAUGCCAUUGAAACUAAGGAAUCAGAGAAUUCUGAAGAAAGUCUGCCAGAAAGUAACAUUGACAAAGAAUCCAAACCGCAGAGGGUACAUUCUAGUAGAAAAACAAAAUCUUCUCAGAAAAAAAUGCAAAAGAUAUCUGAAGUACCAAGUACUCCUGAGCAAAAAGAGGAAUCACAAAUUGAAGUUGCGAAACCAAAGGAAGCUAUACAGAAAACUAGAUCUUCUCAGAGAAAGCUUCAAAAGAUAUCUGAAGUAUCUACUACUCCUGAGCCAAAAGGGGAGGCACAAGUUAAAACUAUGAAACCAAAGGAAGCUACAAAGUUGUCAAGGAAGUCCAAAGAAGGUAACUUGAGCAAGAAGAAAGAACAUGUUCAGCAUGAUGCGAUUGAGUCAAUGGAAGAUGUUAAGGAUGAUGCAAUCGAGUCAACGAAAGAUAAGCCAGAUGAAAAACCAAGCGAACAUGUUUCACAGAAACCUCCAAAAAAACGAGCUGUUAAGUUUUUCAGUAAGAAAACAUCAAUUUCCAAUUUAAUCUGCGUGGUUAAAAAGCCUUAGAUUAGUGGACUAUGUUUUGUUAUAAAAAGUGAGUUGUAAGCAUCUCUUGUUGCGUUGUUAAGGUCUGUUCCAUAUUUACCGACGGGGGUUUCUAAGUGUUAGCUUAACAUAGAAUUCAGAAACUUAAAACUUUUAUUCAAUGCAAGCUUUCGUUUUGGAAUUAUUCUUUAUGAGAAAUGUUAGUAUAAUCUUUUUGAACUUUAUGUUUCCA